Messenger RNA from Sesamum indicum (sesame), 1618 nucleotides. It is a transcript of the gene VPS26A, whose product is annotated as vacuolar protein sorting 26A. Gene Ontology annotation, biological process: intracellular protein transport. Lineage: Eukaryota; Viridiplantae; Streptophyta; Magnoliopsida; Lamiales; Pedaliaceae. The record is from RefSeq and is a predicted model, not a curated record.
UUUGAUUUCCUUUGGUCCCCCAACCAAACACUCCGUAGUUGAACAGUCAGGUCUUGGAGUUUAACGUGUUUAGUUUUUUCUCUCUCUCAAACUCUCGUAGUCAUCGCGUUUAUCGUCGUCGACUCAGAUCACUGCUCUUCGAUCUUCUGUGAGACACCUUCUAUCUCCUCUCAAGUGUUCCUGUUUGGGGUUUGAUUGAAUUAGGGUUAAAUUUCAGCAAUGAAUUAUAUAAUUGGUGCUUUUAAGCCGGCAUGCAACAUUUCAGUUACAUUUUCGGAUGGAAAAUCUCGAAAGCAGGUGGCACUGAAGAAGGAGAAUGGUCAAACAGUAAUGGUCCCACUCUUUCAAAGUCAAGAAACGAUAUCUGGGAAGAUUUCUGUUGAACCAGUUUCAGGGAAGAAGGUUGAACACAAUGGAAUCAAAGUUGAGCUUCUUGGCCAGAUAGAAAUGUACUUUGACAGAGGCAACUUCUAUGACUUCACUUCUCUGGUUCGCGAACUGGAUGUUCCUGGAGAAAUAUAUGAAAGAAAAACAUUUCCAUUUGAAUUCUCUACCGUCGAGAUGCCAUAUGAGACAUACAAUGGGGUAAAUGUGCGGCUAAGGUAUGUCCUAAAAGUGACAAUAAGUCGGGGUUAUGCUGGCAGCAUAGUGCAGUAUCAAGACUUUGUGGUUCGAAAUUAUAGCCCUCCUCCAUCAAUCAACAACAGCAUCAAGAUGGAAGUUGGAAUUGAAGACUGCCUUCAUAUUGAGUUUGAGUACAAUAAGAGCAAGUAUCAUCUGAAAGAUGUUAUUAUUGGCAAAAUAUAUUUUCUUCUUGUAAGAAUCAAGAUUAAAAAUAUGGAUCUCGAGAUUAGACGCAGAGAAUCAACGGGAUCAGGGUCAAACACCCAUGUUGAGACAGAGACACUUGCAAAGUUUGAACUGAUGGAUGGUGCUCCAGUCAGAGGCGAAUCAAUUCCAAUCAGAUUGUUCCUAAGCCCCUAUGAGCUAACUCCGACAUAUCGAAACAUCAACAACAAAUUUAGCGUGAAAUAUUACUUGAACCUUGUACUUGUUGAUGAAGAGGAUCGUCGAUAUUUCAAGCAACAGGAAAUCACAAUGUAUCGGCUUGGAGAAACAUCCGAAGCUACCUUAUGAACCGUUUGAAGAUUGCUGCCUCUGACGCUAUAUAAAGUUCCAACCUCUAAGGAUUCUUGUGUGAGACAAACUGCAAUCCUAUUUACUGUGAAGGACAAGAACAGCUUUUUCUUAUUGUUCUCAUCAGUUAGGCCAUCUUUGAUACAAGAUACACAGAAUACAGGAAGGAUUUCUGUACAUGGGCUGCCCAGAGAUCUGGCUGGUUUUGGAAUGAAUUAUGAGAUUAUGAUGAUUGCCUGAGCACAGGCCAUUGUGUUUUGCCGGGAUCGGUUCUUCUGUAUUCUCACUGCUACUCAUUGAGGUUUGGUUCAAGUCCUUUUAGUGUUAGGUUUUGCCAGUUUUUCUUCAAUGAUAUUUUCCUGUAUGUGCUGUGUAUGUUUGCCUCUUCUUUCUUACUUCAUUUGUGUUUAUGAUGAAGCUUUACACUAACUUUGUGAUGGUAUGCAAUGGAUUUCUUCAUCCUUAGGGUUAAUAUCUGACU